AUGGACUUCGGAGUGAUCGAAGUAGCAAAUUCCAGAGCCAACGCCGCUCCAGGCUGGGCCUAUGUACCAGAUGUAGGAGUCAAGAACUCCCUCACAGCCUUGCAUCCCCGCAAACGCGCUCGAAAUCAACUGGCGACGCUCCACGACACAACCGCAAAACAAGAUGCCAAAAUCCUACGAGGACUCGCGGAACUAGACCGAGAGAAUCAUAAAGAUGUAUCGAUCCCAAUACCUGCGAAGCAGCGGGAUAGUGGCGGUCGAGGCGCUCAUAAAAGCACUCCCGCCGUCCGAAAGAUUAUCAGCUCCCAAAAGACGUUUGCAAACCACCUCGAUGACUUCCAAGUCCUCAAACCGUCCGCCACAACCACAACCUCCCAGCCAGUCUCCGCUCCACCCAGUACGCCGGCAGCGGCAACAGUGACGGCAACUCCUAAUUCCAAACGUUCCCAUAAAAAGAAGGAGCCGGUAGUGUCGAAAUCAACGCCUCUCCGCAAAGUCUCAACAGCAUCGAAAACUUCGGCCUCCACACCAGCCGCAGAGCCCAUCAAAGCCGAACCACCUCCCGAUGUGGCCAUGACAGAUGCGCCACCUAUACUCUCCUCAAGCAGCGACUCAGGCCCCGCUCCCCACCCAGGGGACAGCGACCAGUUACUCGUAUCAAGAAUACCUGCUAUGCCUUCGCAGGCAGAAAUAGAGCAGUUACUAGCUGCGCCACCGCUGAGCUACACUGAGGCCAAGGGACCUUGGACGGACCAAGAUAAGAGCAAACCUGACCAAGACAUUUUAUUUUUGGCGUUGGAGAGUUAA
Molecule: messenger RNA, 807 nt
Organism: Venustampulla echinocandica
Lineage: Eukaryota; Fungi; Ascomycota; Leotiomycetes; Helotiales; Pleuroascaceae
Exons: 3
Coding region: 1-807 (268 amino acids)
Biological process (GO): chromatin remodeling
Cellular component (GO): Swr1 complex
Molecular function (GO): nucleosome binding
Source: RefSeq, a predicted model, not a curated record